AAGAAUCUGAAAUUAUAAAAAACGUUGAUAAUGACCCGACGCCGUUCCAAGCACGACAAAAGAACAAAACUGGAAGAUAAAGCGUUCGAGCCAGCAGACUUUUCCUACUGGGACCCAUACUACGUGGAUUCUGAAAUAGUUCAAAGGUAUAAACGGAAUAUAGAAGAAGAAGAAGCCUUUGAAGCAGAGGUAACAACGGUAGAGACGACAGCAUCGAAGCCUGUGAAACAACAUUUGGGACCGGCAAUCGCUUUGACAGCUAUAUUUGGUGCUUUGUUUGUUAUAUUGCCGUGUCUAGUGAAGAAGGGACCUAAUAGAGGAAUAAUACAGUGCAGCAUUAUGAUAACAAUAUUCUGCAUGUGGAUAUUCUGGGUGACAAUUUACAUCGGGCAAAUGAACCCUCUAAUGGGUCCAAGGCUUGAAAACACCACAGUCGCUUGGAUUGCUCACAAAUUGGGUAAUCAAGUUGUAAGAGGCAACUCUAGUAGUUCCGACUAAUGAUUAUGUUUCUCUAAUAUUAAUGUUAUUGAAAAGCGGAAGUGUCGUUCUCUUUAAGGCUAAUAAAGUAUACAAAUAAA
Colias croceus (clouded yellow) is the source of this 578-nucleotide messenger RNA. RefSeq lists its product as uncharacterized. NCBI's taxonomy places the organism in Eukaryota, Metazoa, Arthropoda, Insecta, Lepidoptera, Pieridae. The coding region runs from base 31 to 498 and encodes 155 amino acids. Gene Ontology annotation, cellular component: proton-transporting V-type ATPase, V0 domain; plasma membrane proton-transporting V-type ATPase complex. The record is from RefSeq and is a predicted model, not a curated record. Gene Ontology annotation, molecular function: proton-transporting ATPase activity, rotational mechanism. Gene Ontology annotation, biological process: proton transmembrane transport. The transcript has 6 exons.